Molecule: messenger RNA, 891 nt
Organism: Fonticula alba
Lineage: Eukaryota; Rotosphaerida; Fonticulaceae
Exons: 5
Coding region: 1-891 (296 amino acids)
Biological process (GO): response to endoplasmic reticulum stress
Cellular component (GO): endoplasmic reticulum lumen
Molecular function (GO): protein-disulfide reductase activity; protein disulfide isomerase activity
Source: RefSeq, a predicted model, not a curated record
AUGGCUCCACGCGCAUACGGACUGCUGGCCCUGCCGCUGCGGGCGGUGCUGCUGCUGCUGCUGGCCCUUGUCGGCCUGGUGUCGGCGGCGCACUUCCCCCCGAGCGACACCUACACGCACAUCACCAGCGCCAACAUCCGGGACAAGGUCCGGCCCGCCGAGGCCUCCUGGGUGCUGCUCUUCUACGCCCCCUGGUGUGGGCACUGCACCAGCCUGGCUCCGGAGUACAUCGCGGCGGCCAAGGAAUUCCACCCGUCCAAGGGUCUGGCCGUGCGCUUUGGUGUGGUCAACUGCGAUGUUGAGAAGCCCCUGUGCGACCGGUACAAGGUCCAGGGCUUCCCCACGGUCAAGAUCCAGACGCUCAAGGGCAUGGAGGAUUACACCGGCCCGCGCUCGCGCAUCGGCCUCACCAAUGCCGCCCUGUCCAGCAUCAACAACAACUCCCGGCCUGUCAAGUCGGUUGACCAGUACCUCCAUGAGAAUCCCUACCACGGCAAGGUCCUCCUCGUGUCGGACAAGCUCUCCGCCUCGCCGGGCUACCGGUCGAUCACCAACGCCCCGCGCUUCAGCCAUGUGGACUUCGGCUUCACCGGCCAGCGUGAUGCCCAGGCCGUGCGGGAUGAGAUCACCCAGAUGCUGCUGACCCACGCCGGGGAGGGCAACAUCGCGGCUGCCCUGCCGGAGAAGGCCUUCGUCGUGGCCUUCCCCAAGGGCUGCAAUGACACGCCGGUCAUCAUGACCGAGCCGAUGUCCAUCUCCGGCAUGAUUUCCUUCAUGGCUUCGCACCUGCCCGAGCCGAAGAUCCCGACCGUUUCCAAGGGGCCCACGUACCGCGGGAAGAGGGGCAGCAGCUCGGCCGGGGCCCCGGUGGCGGGGAAGCCGGCCAGAUGA